UGAGUGAAAGAGUUGUUGGUCCUUAUUUCUCAAAACAUUAAUCUAGGAGUCUCCGCCGACGAAAUGGCGGCGAGGUCGAGCGGAGACGGGAUGGAGACUCAAGAAGGCAGUGUUCUUGAGAACAAGCCACGGUCAUGGAAAAAGCCCAAGUUCGUCCCUUAUGAGCCGUACAAAGGGGCAGUGACUUCGUUCAUUCAAGACGGAAAGUCGGGUGGGCUGUGCGCGAAUAAUUUGAUUCCCAUUCCGGCGCCGAAGAUUGUUCGGAAAACAGUCAGAUCUGUUUCUUGCGCGAGCGGAAGCGAAGACGGUGCGAAGGGCUGCGUGGAAGACGUUUUGAGCAAGCUAACUAUAUCCGUGAGCGACAAGUCUUCGGAUGAAUUGGACGAAUUGAAGAAAGAGCUCAAGAUUCAACAAGAGAUCAACGCCGAGCUGAAAAACCUGUUGGUGGCGUCAAUUGGCGAAGACUGGGAAACCCGAGUGGAGAGUUUGUCCACGGAUAAAGCCAUUCUAGGAGAAUACGUGAAGAAGUAUUCCGAUAGCCUUACUCGACAAACGGAAGAAAAAGACAACAUCUCGAUCGAAUGUGACGUUUGGAAAAGCAAAUUUCUUGCGAGCAGCCUAAUGGUCGACGAGCUGGCCAGGUGUAAAGCCAUUCUGGUUUGCCGGUGCCAAGAAGCUCGGGAGGCGUUACAGGUGCUUGACGAUGAGCAUAAACGUUUCGCUGGGGAGAUAAAGCAAAUAAAUAGAAAUUUGCAAGCCUGUCAAGGAAUGGUGGACGGGGUCACCGAUAAACACCGGACGGAACCUUCUUCAGAAGACCUUAUGAGGAUCGUUUCCGAAGCCAGCAUGCGGAGCAAGUUGGUAUUGCGGUCCUUGGAAGAUAGGCGAUUGUACAACCAAGUCAGGAGUAGGACGAACUCACCGGAAGGCCGGGCCAGUAAUUGUGGACGAGAAGAUAGAAUUAGUGACACUCCGGGUCAAGUUUUGGCUUCCAAGGUUUUGAUGGACUUGCAGGAUAUGCCGUAUGUCGUGAACGAAAAUCUGAAAUCUGCAAGUGCGCUCUAUUUCCCAAUAAACAAAGCUUUUCCUUUCAAGUGCUGCUCUCAUUGUCAGGGUGACUUGAAAAUCGUAUGA
Notodromas monacha is the source of this 1134-nucleotide messenger RNA. The record is from the annotation of a GenBank genome assembly. Lineage: Eukaryota; Metazoa; Arthropoda; Ostracoda; Podocopida; Cyprididae.